This is a messenger RNA of Candidozyma haemuli, 3471 nucleotides long. RefSeq names its product chitin synthase (gene CHS3). Gene Ontology annotation, molecular function: chitin synthase activity. Gene Ontology annotation, cellular component: cell septum; cell periphery. Bases 1 to 3471 code for a protein of 1156 amino acids. The transcript has a single exon. NCBI's taxonomy places the organism in Eukaryota, Fungi, Ascomycota, Pichiomycetes, Serinales, Metschnikowiaceae. The record is from RefSeq and is a predicted model, not a curated record.
AUGAAGAAAAGCUCGUCUUCCCAUAACUAUACCGAGUUCGACCCCGAGCUGGGCGAUCUCCAGAAGAAGAGGUCGCUUGUCAGAAGAGACCGCCAAAGAAUGGACGAAAAUAACCCCAGAUACCACUACACACAAGUUGCCAACGAACAACAGGACCAUCUUCGUAUCCAGCCGUCGCUGACGGGCUUGGAUCCCACGGCUAGUCAUGAAAGAAGCGGCAGGCAGAGUUUCCAGCUGAUGCCACAGCAUAUGGAGGAAGAAGAAGGCAUUCCACUUAUGGAUAUGGAUGCUGGCUCGCCUAAAGCUGGACGGGAGAUUAUUGGCUUGAACGACGAGGUUCUGCCGCAAAAGAAGCUGAAACCACGGAACCAGCCUGCCCAGCGUGCAGCGGCGGUGCCGAAAUCGAACGAUCUUUCGUUCUGGAAGGUUUACUGUUACAUUAUUACUUUCUGGGCUCCAGGACCGCUUCUCAAGCUUUUUGGGCUUAAAACUAAGGAUAGGCAGUACGCCUGGAGAGAGAAGAUGGGCCUUAUUUCUUGCAUUUUGUACAUUGGUGCAUUUGUGGCGUAUAUCACUUUUGGGUUCACCAGAACGGUUUGUUCUACUACCACUAUUAAAACGAGAAACAACGAGGUCAACACGGGUUAUUUGAUCAUCAACGGCCGUGCGUACGACUUGACUUCGUCCCAGCACCCGAAAGCCGCUGGAAUUCCUGGCGGUUCCAAUAUCUUGUACCCUCCAAUCAACGCUGGCGGUAUGGAUGCGUCUUUCUUGUUCCAGAACGUCAACGGCAACUGUAAGGGCCUUAUAAAGCCUCGUGACAACUGCUCCAUUCCGUACGACGGCGACGAGUUGGCCUGGUACAUGCCGUGUCGUUUGUUUGCCCAGGAUGGCUCUACUUCGCCAAAUACCACUAAGGUUUAUUACGAUGGCUGGGCUUGCCACACUUCUGCUGACGCCAGAGACGCCUACUAUAGUAUGAGCGUCAAUGGCGAUGUUUAUUUUACGUGGGACGAUAUUCGUAACAGUACCAGAAACUUGGUUGUCUUUUCAGGUGACGUUUUGGACUUGGACUUGAUUGAGUGGAUUUCAAGGGACGACGUGACGUACCCGCUGCUUUUCGAUAGUUUGCAAACGGAUCCGCUCUUCAAAGGCCACGAUAUAUCCAUGGUUUUGUCCAACGGUGAUGAACGUCAGGCUGCACGUUGUUUGAGUGAAAUCAUUAAAGUUGGUGUGAUUGACUCCGAAACUGUUGGUUGUAUCUGUUCCAAGAUUGUCUUGUACGUUUCGCUUGUGUUUAUUUUGUCUGUUGUGAUUGUCAAGUUCCUUAUGGCGUGUUACUUCCGUUGGUGGAUUUCUGUCAGACAAGGUGCUUACGAUUACGAUAACAGGUCGACCUACGAACGUGAGAAGGAAAUUGAAGAUUGGGUCGAUAACCCUUCUGCUGCUGCUCCAAUCGCUACCGUUCCUGCUAAAGGCAGAGCCGACUACAGAACGCAAAAGACCAACAGACAAAGUGUGUUUAUCAAGAACUCCCACGCCCAAAAGUUGAUUCCUGCUUCUGAUAUCGGUAAAUACUACGAGGACGGCGACAAGAAGCUUUCCAAGACGUUCAAGUACACCACCAUGAGCACACAGGCCGCUUUGCUUGGUCGUAACAAGAAACAAAUCACCAGAGACCAACACAGCCGUUCUAUGGUGUUUUCUCACUCCAGAGCCUCUUCCAUUGACUUGCUUUCCCGCCCUGCUUCCAUGCUUGAUCCUUUCCAGGUCCAGAACGACCCUGUGAACGGUUUGAGCCCGGAACUUAUCCAUCCAGAUGUCGUUCCCCAGCCUCCAGUUGAGUACCAGCCUUAUGGGUACCCAUUGGCCCAUCUUCUUGCUUUGGUUACUUGUUAUUCUGAAGACGAGGAAGGUUUGCGUACCACUUUGGACUCUGUAGCUACUACCGACUAUCCAAACUCACAUAAGUUGAUUUUGAUGGUUUGUGACGGUAUUAUCAAGGGUUCUGACUCGGACGUGAGUACUCCAGAUAUCGCCUUAAGCUUGAUGACAGACUUUGCCAUUCCUCCAGAAGACGUACAAGCACAUUCGUACGUUGCAGUUGCCCAAGGCUCCAAGCGUCAUAACAUGGCUAAGGUUUACGCUGGUUUCUACAAGUACAGCGACGAAACGGUGCCUCCAGAGAAGCAGCAGCGAGUGCCAGUUAUCACCAUUGUCAAGUGUGGCACCCCAGAAGAAGCCGGAACCGCCAAACCAGGUAACAGAGGUAAACGUGAUUCCCAGAUCAUCAUGAUGUCUUUCUUGCAGAAGGUGAUGUUCGACGAGAGAAUGACUCAGUUGGAGUACGUUUUGCUUGAAUCGAUCUGGAGAGUUACAGGUCUUAUGGCUGAGUUCUACGAGAUGACGUUGAUGGUGGAUGCCGAUACAAAAGUGUACCCAGACUGUUUGACACACAUGUGUGCAGAAAUGAUCAGAGAUCCAGCCAUCAUGGGAUUGUGUGGAGAGACGAAAAUCGCCAACAAGAGAGACAGUUGGGUCACGGCGAUCCAGGUUUUCGAGUACUACAUUUCACACCACCAGGCGAAGGCGUUUGAGUCUGUUUUUGGAGGUGUUACUUGUUUGCCUGGAUGUUUCUCGAUGUACAGAAUCAAGUCUCCAAAGGGCGACAACGGGUACUGGGUGCCUAUUUUGGCCAAUCCUGAUAUCGUGGAAAGGUACUCUGACAAUGUGACAGACACUUUGCACAAGAAGAACUUGUUGUUAUUGGGAGAAGAUCGUUUCCUUUCCAGUUUGAUGUUGAAGACGUUCCCGAAAAGACACCAGAUUUUCGUGCCUCGAGCCGCUUGUAAAACGGUUGUUCCUGAUAAGUUCACUGUUUUGUUGUCCCAGCGUCGUCGUUGGAUCAACUCCACCGUGCACAAUUUGUUUGAAUUGGUGUUGGUGAACGACUUGUGUGGUACUUUCUGUUUUUCAAUGCAGUUUGUCAUUUUCAUUGAGUUGAUCGGUACGUUGGUGUUGCCGUGUGCCAUUGCCAUUACGCUUUAUGUGAUUAUCUUUGCCAUUGUGUCUACGCCCACGCCCGUGAUGUCGUUGAUUCUUUUGGCGGUGAUUUUCGGAUUACCUGGUUUGUUGAUUGUCAUUACCGUUUCCUCGUGGAGUUACGUUGUCUACUUUUUUAUCUACCUUAUCGCGUUGCCCAUUUGGAACUUUGUGUUCCCAACGUACGCCUACUGGAAGUUUGACGAUUUCAGUUGGGGUAACACCCGAACCGUUGCUGGAGAAGCCGCUGGCGCUGGAAAGAGCGGCCACGCCGGCGACGGUAUCUUUGACUCGUCCAGCAUUGUCAUGAAGAGAUGGAGAGAGUGGGAAGGCGCCAGGCGUGAUGCCUUGGCUGCUCCUCCUAUAGCAUGGGACCCAAGUCCAGAGAAGGACAUGGAGUACUCUGAAGGGUCGCUGGGCUCGCCAUAA